Peniophora sp. CBMAI 1063 is the source of this 1428-nucleotide messenger RNA. NCBI's taxonomy places the organism in Eukaryota, Fungi, Basidiomycota, Agaricomycetes, Russulales, Peniophoraceae. The record is from the annotation of a GenBank genome assembly.
AUGUUUCCCAUCACAUGCAAUGCAUUCGGCGACAUAAUCGCAGUCGUGCAUCUUGUAUGGGACGUGGUUAUCGCACUGGACGACGCGCGCGGUGCUACCGAAGAUUACAGACAAUUCGUGCAUGUACUCAAGACGCUCGCUACGGUGAUGGAAGAAUGUUAUUGCCUAGCCAAUAACUGCCAGAACGGGGGCUUAAAGCUAGCAGUGCUUGCGGAGGUCCAACGCGUAUGUGGUGAUAUCAGUCGCGCGACGGACAGCAUAGUCGGUUACGAUAGGCUUGCUGAGACCUCAUCCCGCUCGCCUCGCGAGAUUCUCGUUAAGCUCAGAUGGCGCUUCUUGAAAGCACCCGAUGCGUACAAGUAUGUUAGGUGCUUCAACGAGAGCCUUUACAGGUUGAAUACUCUCCUGAGUAUCCUUGGAUCUCAAUCUGCUUCUCAACUAUUCGUAGAGCAACGGUCUCACGCGCUACGUCUCGCGGAGACCCACGCACAGGCGCUUUACGAGUCAACUCGGGAGAUUAAAACCCUCACCCAAUCCGCUCUGCAUCAGUUGUCGACGCAAACACGACAGCAUACUGUCGAGCAGAUCAUCGGCAGGCCGUAUGCUAGAUCGGGUUUACAGGUUCAGCGCAUCCCAACUCUCGCGCACUGUCUGAUGAACGCGAUCUUUGGUGAUGCGCCCUCGCACAGCUCGCACGUACACCGCGAGAUGUUCCUAUCAAUCCUGGCGCCCUUUGCGAUCACCGGCGCCGUAUUUGCGAUACACACCAAUAUGGAUCCUCGCUGGCGAGUGCCAUCUCUUUGGGCAACUGUUGUUGCACUUGUGGUGCAAGUCCUUUGGCUUAGAUGCUCUCCUCCUGCGGCCCCGGGAUUCAGCUAUGAGAACUCUAUCACUCUCAUCGACGCCCUUGGAGAACGUAUAACGGUGCCUUGCCACUUCUGUACUUCACCUGAGGUGUUCCAUCAGUUUCUGGACCUUCUAUAUGCAGGUACAGGCCGUGACGGGAAGGAGUUUGUACAGAAGAAGCAUUAUGAGCUCUAUUCUCCUAGAACGACUCAAGUGAUCACGGAGAACAUCUGGCUCUCCUGUACUCAACCCGGUCACACAAUUGAGAUGGGCGUGAUUCUCACCGAUUGCGACGGCGACCUGGACCCUCCAGAAGAGGGAUGUACGUACUGCUUUCAAGAGGGCUACGAACUGGAUAUGAAACAGGCUAUUUGCCCCCUGUGCUUGCGCGACUAUCAAGAGACGAGAGAAGAUUCUUCGCACGACACCUUUUGGAUUAUUGCGGUCCAUCACGAAGAGAGAACGUUGGGAACCUAUGAUUCUGGCGGCCUAGGAGCGGAUGCAGAACGUUUCUCAGACUCGCGCAGGCCCAUUUCGUACCUUCUCAAGUUUCUUGUGGCGAUGAGGCUGUGGGGCGAGUAG